AUGGCUACACAACGAACGACCAAAGCCCCCCUUGACAUCAAGGUCGUCGGAGCUGGCAUGAGUGGCCUUUCUGUCGCCGUCUCAUGUGCUCUGGCUGGUCACAAAGUCGUGGUACUCGAGGCUGCGAGGCAACUAGCAGAGAUUGGAGCGGGUUUCCAGAUUACCCCGAACGGCAGCAAAGUCUUCAAGCAAUUUGGCAUUCUCGACCAGCUGGCGUUCAAGGCGGCCGAGCCCACUUUCCUGCAGGUACGGAGAUGGUCGGAUGGGAAAGUGCUAGCGAGGACGGACGACUUCAAUGGCGAGAUGCGGAAGAAGUACGAUGCGCCUUUCUGGGAUCUGCACCGAGUCGAUGUUCAGCAGGCCUUGGCUGAACGAGCAAAAGAGUUGGGCGUAGAAAUACGAUUGGGAUCAAGAGUCGAAGACAUUGAUUUCGACAAAACGACAAUUACGCUGACGAAUGGCGAGACGUUGCAGGCGGAUCUGAUCGUCGGUGCAGACGGGCUGUGGUCGAAGUGCCGACAGAAGUUCCUAGCAGCACAAGGUCGGAAAGAGGAUGCCCCCUUGCCGACUGGCGAUCUGGCAUAUCGGAUCGUUCUGCAUGUCGAUGAUGUGCAAGAUCAAGAGCUGCGAGACAUAAUCUCAAACCCCAGCUGCCAAUUUUGGGUUGGGCCUGAGGCACACGUCGUGGCAUAUUCCGUCAGAAAUGGGACCAUGUCGAAUAUUGUGCUGCUAGUCCCGGACAACCUGCCUCCCGAAGUGGCAAGACAACCUGGCGAUACCGAAGAAAUGCGAGCAAUCUUCAACAAUUGGGAUCCAGUACUCAAUCGCUUCCUAGACCACGUCAAGACCGUGGAUAAAUGGAAGCUCAUGCAUCGACCGGAGCUGGACAGUUGGAUCAGUCCCAAGUCCAACUUUGUUUUCGUCGGCGAUGCAUGCCAUCCGAUGCUUCCGUACCUUGCGCAAGGUGCGAACAGCUCUAUGGAAGACGGUGCAGUUUUGGGAAAUGUGCUUGCUGCAUUAGAGUCACGGGAGCAAUUGCCAGCGGCUCUGCGAUUGUACGAGCAAUUACGAAAGAAGCGAGGCGAAGCAAUUGUGCGUGAAACGUUUGCUCAGCGGCAUGACUUCCACAUGGUCGAUGGACCUGAGCAGCAAGCGCGAGAUGAGCUGAUGCUGGCACAAUUGGGCAAGCCCAUCGAUGUCAAAUUUCCAUCGCGAUGGCAGUGUCCUGAAGUGCAGCCAUGGCUGUAUGGGUAUGAUGCUCAGAAGGAAGUUGAUGAUGCACUUAGAGCCAGACCGUUGAGUACUGCAUUGCACGCUAACAACUAA
Messenger RNA from Pseudocercospora fijiensis CIRAD86, 1326 nucleotides. RefSeq lists its product as uncharacterized. Gene Ontology annotation, biological process: secondary metabolite biosynthetic process. The transcript has a single exon. Gene Ontology annotation, molecular function: monooxygenase activity; FAD binding. Lineage: Eukaryota; Fungi; Ascomycota; Dothideomycetes; Mycosphaerellales; Mycosphaerellaceae. The record is from RefSeq and is a predicted model, not a curated record. The coding region runs from base 1 to 1326 and encodes 441 amino acids.